AUGUUCUUCCAUUGCUGCAUGUGCAAUGACUCAUCAUCAACAACAACCCUUCAAACCCUUAAGCCCAUCCUUCCAAACACAAGCUCAGGCCCAGGCCAAUCUCAUCCAUCAACAGCAACAAUCUUUGCAUUUUCUGAACAAUCUGAUGUCAAAGGUUGUCCCUUGACACUCUCAGAUGAACUCUUUGACGGUAUAAAGAAUGCUUGUGGAGGUGGUAGUGGUGGUGGUUCUGACAUGGAGCUCCCUCACACACGGUGCUGCUCUGUUCUUGCAUCAUGGUUAUACUCUGCAUAUUCUUCCACUGCAUUAACCCAUAGCCAUACCCACACAUCAUCAUCAUCAUAUGAGAUGCCAUUGUUACCAGAUGACUCAGAAACAUGUGUGAAUGACUUAGAGAAUGCACUGAAAGUGAGAGGGAUUCAGCUGAAAAGACCCAAUGAGACAUGUGAUGUUGUGUUCUGCUUCUGUGGGAUAAGGCUUCACCCUCUGAGUUGCCCAGAUGCAUUUUCAGUUAAUGAAAAUGGUGAACUUGUUGGGGAUAAAAUUGUGAGAAGGUUAGAGAAGAAUUGCAUCAGUAGAACCAACAAUGUCAAAGGCUUCCCUGGUCUUGGUGGCUGCUCCAAGUGCUUGAACACACUCUACAGGGUCAGUUUUCUAUUAAUCUUUUCCUAA
Messenger RNA from Arachis duranensis, 672 nucleotides. RefSeq lists its product as uncharacterized. The record is from RefSeq and is a predicted model, not a curated record. The coding region runs from base 1 to 672 and encodes 223 amino acids. The transcript has a single exon. NCBI's taxonomy places the organism in Eukaryota, Viridiplantae, Streptophyta, Magnoliopsida, Fabales, Fabaceae.